This is a messenger RNA of Cetraspora pellucida, 489 nucleotides long. NCBI's taxonomy places the organism in Eukaryota, Fungi, Glomeromycota, Glomeromycetes, Diversisporales, Gigasporaceae. The record is from the annotation of a GenBank genome assembly.
AAACUUGCAAUCAUUACAUUUCUUGAAAAGCAUCCUAAUAAUAGUGUUCAUGCAAUUGCUACACAUUUCAAUAUAGAACCAAAGCAAUUAAAUAACAGAAGACCACCAAAGUAUCCUGAAUUAGAAAAUGAAAUUUAUGGUUGGAUAAAAGAUUUGCGAAGUGCACUUAAAUCUAUGCAGCAUUAUUAUAAUAAUUGGCUAGAUAAUGGUAUUUUAACUUAUACUAAGACAGGUCAUAUUCAAUGCCCUGCAUAUAAUUUGGUCACUCAAUGGAUACUUCAGGCAUGGAAUAAUAUUAAUCCUAACCUUAUACGAAAAGCUUUCAAGUGUUGUGAUAUAUCUAACUCACAAAAUGGCACAGAAGAUAGCUUAAUUUUUGAUUAUGAUAGACUUGGUCAAUGUACAAACUCACAUAACCAUAUGUAUGUGCAAGAUGAAAGUGAAGAUGAUUAUUAUAAAGCAGAAGAAAUUAAUUAUAUUAAUAAUUGA